AUGUCCGCCUUCUUCUCGUCUUUGCGCCCAGCCAUGCGCAUGGCCGGUGCCCCCCAAACCGCUCGCGCUUUCAGCUCCUCACCCGCUCAUUCCAUCGCCCGUUUGACUCUCACCGGCCGCCUCGGUGGAGAGCCCGAGCUGCAAGCCACCUCCUCUGGCCAGGAGAUCGUCAAAUACAACAUUGCCACCUCCCACGGCAGCCGCGACAACCGCCAGACCAGUUGGUGGCGCAUCACAAACUUCGUCCCCGAGGGCCCCCAGCGCGAUUUCGUCCUUGGCUUGCAGAAGGGAACCCUCCUGUACGUUGAAGGCGAUGCCAAGAUGGCCACUUGGGAAGAUGCCGAGGGUCAGACUCGGUCCGCUCUGAACAUCGUGCAGCGCACCAUGGAGGUCCUUAAGCGGCCCGAGAACAACGGCCACGGUGAGGACUCUCAGUAA
Messenger RNA from Penicillium vulpinum, 438 nucleotides. RefSeq names its product single-stranded DNA-binding protein. Lineage: Eukaryota; Fungi; Ascomycota; Eurotiomycetes; Eurotiales; Aspergillaceae. The transcript has 3 exons. The coding region runs from base 1 to 438 and encodes 145 amino acids. Gene Ontology annotation, cellular component: mitochondrial nucleoid. Gene Ontology annotation, biological process: mitochondrial DNA replication; positive regulation of helicase activity. Gene Ontology annotation, molecular function: single-stranded DNA binding. The record is from RefSeq and is a predicted model, not a curated record.